Molecule: messenger RNA, 4115 nt
Organism: Gadus chalcogrammus (walleye pollock)
Lineage: Eukaryota; Metazoa; Chordata; Actinopteri; Gadiformes; Gadidae
Gene: cmip
Product: c-Maf inducing protein
Exons: 22
Coding region: 835-3279 (814 amino acids)
Cellular component (GO): nucleoplasm; cytosol
Source: RefSeq, a predicted model, not a curated record
CUGGGGUUGUCAGCUCGGAAAAACCUAUUUUAUUCAACGUAGCCGUGUCCCUCGAAUAGAAAGGUCCAAGGUAUUUCUAAAGGGGGUCAGUCCAAGAGCGGACUCACUGAAGUCGUGCGCCCUCCCUCCAUUUUUUUUAUGUUCAAGGGAACUGUGCUCUCCCAGCCCGAUUACGCUCGGCAGACAGUCGGGCGAGAAGACGCACAGCUCGUCCGCUCGCCUACCCAUUGACGUCACUUCAGUGUCACGUGCACAACAAGAGGCCAAUCCGAAGCGCUCUAUCGGAGUGCUCUGUUCCUAUACGAAGAUAGGAGAAAAGACAGAAAAAGGAACCGUGCCAAUAAACCUUUAAUGACCAAAUACACGGAGAAACAGCACACGUCGCCUUUGGAUUUUUUUCGUUUUUCACCUCUGAACACGGAGUAUAUUUAUGUGUGUUAAUUGAAUUGUACUAUUUGGACUGCUAUCGGCGGAUGGUUGAGGCCAUGGCCCGGACAUAUUGAAUAGCUCGUUGGGGGGGGAGCGAGACGCGCACCGUGUAGACAAUUCAAGGGGCAUUGUGUGGAUACAAACGGUGGGAUAUAUGCAUUUUCUGCGGCUAUAAACAGCAUUUUUCGUCCCGAAAAACUGCCAUAGAAGACGUUAAAUGGCGUUUCUAUGUUUAUCCUGCCGUGUCUCAUUUUCGCCCCCAUUACUCCUUCAAUAAGCGAGGUCGUGUAGCGGUAGCUCGGGUCCCCCAGCUCGAUCCGACCCUGUUCGCUUCUUGAUGUACAUUUAGGCUACCGAUUCGGGUGACGUUUUUUUUACUUCCAAUUUUUACUGAUCUUAAGCACCAUGGAUUUCAACGGCAGCGGCGGAGGAAACGAACUGCACAACAACCAGUUUUAUCAGUCGGAGGAGAACAAACCUUUGCUGGGGGAGAUGUCUGCGCCCACGGCACCGGAGGGGAAUAAUAAUAACAAGUUGGGCGCAGGGUCGUGCAAAAGAACCUUGCUUAAUUGCAGCAGUGGGAUGAGAUACAAGUUGUUACAAGAAGGAGACAUUCAGGUGUGCGUGGUCAAACAUCCUCGUACAUUUCUCAGCAAAAUCCUCACCUCCAAAUUCUUAAGGAGAUGGGAGCCCCACCACUUAACUUUGACAGAGAGCAGCCUGGCGUCGGCCACGCCCACCGGCUACAUGGAGAGCGCCCUGUCCUACAGCACCAUUGAAGACCUCCAGCUACUGGCCUGGGACAACGCCCCCAAGUACUGCGUACAGCUCAGCUUCCCUGGAGGAACUGUCCUGCUGCAGGCUUCCAACAGCUACCUGAGGGACCAGUGGUUUCACUCCCUGCAGUGGAAGAAAAAGAUCUACAAGUACCGCAAGGUGCUGAACAACCCCAGUCGGUGGGACGUGGUGCUGAAGGAGAUCCGUGCGCUGGUGGACAUGGCGCUGACCUCGCCGCUGCAGGACGAGUCCAUCCACCAGGCCCCACUACACAUCAUCUCCACCCUGCUGGCCGAGAAUACGAAACUCAGCAGUCAAGAUCAUGAAAAUAUCAUUGUGGCAAUUGCUCCUCUCCUCGAAAACAACCACCCGCCACCUGACCUGUGUGAAUUCUUCUGCAAGCACUGCCGCCAGAGGCCGCGGUCCAUGGUAGUGAUCGAGGUGUUCACCCCCGUGGUCCAGAGAAUACUCAAACACAACAUGGACUUUGGGAAGUGUCCCAGGCUGCGCCUCUUCACUCAGGAGUACAUCCUGGCUCUGAACGAGCUCAACGCUGGGAUGGAGGUGGUGAAGAAGUUUGUUCACAGCAUGCACGGGCCGACAGGACAGUGCCCGCACCCCCGUGUCCUCCCCAACCUGGUGGCCGUCUGCCUCGCCGCCAUCUACUCCUGCUACGAGGAGUUCAUCAACAGCCGGGACAACUCCCCCAGCCUGAAGGAGAUCCGGAACGGCUGCCAGCAGCAGAACGACCGCAAGCCGCCCAUGCCGCUCCGCCUGCUGCGCCCCGAGCCCCCCGCCCCGCCCCCCGCCGUCGGCCCCCUGCUCCCCCUCACCCCGCCGGCCCCCCUCCCGCCGGCCCCGCCCCCCUCCCCCGUCCAAAGCCCCGCCUCGCCGGCCCCCUCCGUCGUCAACUCCAGCGAGAUCCUGGUGGAGCUGGAGCGCAGCAACAACUCGGCCAACGCGCGGCAGAAGGCGGCGGGCCGCGGUGGCGGAGCCGGGGGCCGCGGCGGGGGCGGGGACAGCGUGCCCAGCCUCAUCGACUGCCUGCUGGUCAGCCCCGCCCUCAGCACGCUCUCCAUCCAGCUGCCGGCGCAGGCGGACCGCGUGCUGGGCUGCUUCGCCCUCAUCCUCAAGAUGCUAUCAGACUAUGACGACUGGCGGCCAGCUCUUGCCAGCCUUCUGCAGCCCAUUCCCUUUCCGAAAGAGGCCCUUGCACAUGCCAAAUUCACAAAGGAACUGAAAUAUGUCAUUCAGAGGUUUGCAGAAGACCCAAGGCAGGAGGUCCACUCCUGUCUCCUUAGCGUUCGCUCGGGGAAGGAUGGCUGGUUCCAGUUGUACAGCCCUGGAGGCGUUGCCUGUGACGACGAUGGGGAGCUGUUUGCUAGCAUGGUCCACAUUCUUAUGGGUUCCUGCUACAAGACCAAGAAGUUCCUGCUGUCUCUGGCUGAGAACAAGCUGGGCCCAUGCAUGCUGCUGGCCCUGAGAGGGAACCAGACGAUGGUGGAGAUCCUGUGUCUGAUGCUGGAGUACAACAUCAUGGAGAACAAGGACACCCAGCUGCAGAUCAUCUCCACGCUGGAGAGCACCCAGACGGGCCUGCGCAUGUAUGAGCAGCUCUGUGACCGGCAGAGAGAGCUCAAAGAGCUGCAAAGAAAAGGAGGACCCACGCGCCUGACCCUCCCCUCCAAAUCCACAGACGCCGACCUGGCCCGCCUGCUGAGCUCCGGCUCCUUCGGCAACCUGGAGAACCUCAGCCUGGCCUUCACCAACGUCACCAGUGCCUGCGCCGAGCAACUCAUCAAGCUGCCCUCGCUCAAGCAACUCAACCUGUGGUCCACCCAGUUUGGAGACUCAGGGCUGCGGCUGCUGUCAGAACACCUGGCCUGCCUCCAGGUGCUGAACCUGUGUGAAACACCUGUCACCGACGCCGGCCUCCUGGCUCUCAGCUCCAUGAAGAGCCUCUGCAGCCUGAACAUGAACAGCACCAAGCUGACCGUGGACACGUACGAGGACCUCAAGGCCAAACUGCCAAAUCUGAAGGAAGUGGACGUCCGCUACACCGAGGCUUGGUGAUCCACUAUGCUCUCACCAGUUCUAAACACACUCACACACAGUCACACACACACACGCACACGCCCACACACACACACACGCACACACAUCCGUGGAUAAACCAAUCAAGCUGUGUGGUGUCCUCCUGCCUCUUCGCCAUCACUUCAUCAUUAUCAUCAUCGGCGUCGUCGUCGUCAUCAUCAUCAUGGCCGUCGCCAGGCCACCGACACUUUGACGUCACCCUCAUAUCAUCCCUCCAGACAGCGCGUCGGUCGGAAGGGAGCUUCCGCCGCCUGCAAGGUCGACCCACAGUCGACUCCUCGCCAGGGGUAGCGGCAAUGUUGUGUUCUUUUUUUUUUUUACACAAACAAACCAAUCCCCCUGAACAUCGGUGGAGCUUGCGCCGUCCACAUCAUAAUCAGGGGACAAGGACGACCCGUCCCGGUAAGGAGUCCUACAUGGGCGCCUGAGCUCAUCCCUCCCCCUUCCCCCCCCCCUCUCCCCUUAGCCCUGCCAACACGCCACAUCACAGUCACUCACUCCUCUGAGGAAAAUGAGGAAACGCUGAAAAGGCCAUGUGUCCUCGUUCAUAUCCCCACCUGGUUACUAUUAUUCUAUGAUUAUUGUUCCGUUUAAAGGUCCUCCACACCCUUGUGGGAUGACAGCCAGAUUAAGCAAUUCACAUUCCAGUAUCUUUUUUGAUAUGGUCUCCUAUCUGUUCCAGAUGUAGCUCUCUCUCGCUCUCUCUCUCUCUCUCUCUCUCUCUCGCUCUCUCUCUCUCUCUCUCUCUCUCUCUCUCUCUCGCUCUCUCGCUCUCUUGCUCUCUCUCUCUCUCUCUCUCUCUCUCUCUCUCUCUC